Messenger RNA from Labeo rohita (rohu), 1316 nucleotides. RefSeq names its product NLR family member X1-like. Bases 444 to 983 code for a protein of 179 amino acids. NCBI's taxonomy places the organism in Eukaryota, Metazoa, Chordata, Actinopteri, Cypriniformes, Cyprinidae. The record is from RefSeq and is a predicted model, not a curated record. The transcript has 2 exons.
GAAUAAAUAAAGCCGUAAUUGAGGUUGUUAGAUCCUGGCAAUAAAAGUGAAACUUUUUGAACACUUUGUCCUCUUCUUCUCCAACAGUCCAUGAAGGAUGAUGACAUCUGUUUCAGUGCUGCUUUAUGAUACUCUGGAUGACCUGGAAAAAGUCAGUCUGAAGAGAUUUAGCAGUCUCUUAAAACAAGAUGGGUCUGUUCAAGCUGGUAAACUGGAGGAUGCUGAUGUCACUGACAUAGUGAAUAUAAUGAUGGAACAUUUUGGACCAGAAGAAGCUGUGAAGAUCACACUGAACAUCCUGAGGAAGAUGAGCCAGAACCAUCUAGCUUUAACUUUGCAGGACAAGUACACAGAAGCUUGUAAAAAAUAACCUCUAGUGUUACCUUGAGAAGUUUCGGGUUUUCGGAGGAAAAUUUUUGGCAGCCAAAAAUGAAUUCCGAAAGAUGAAUUGCAUUAAAGACAAAGAGAUCAGUCUGCAUGAGUUUCUACAGAAAUUCAAUCCUGAAAUGAAGGACCUACAAACAACACAGAUAUAUAAGAAAUGUACACUUGCCUUUAUCUUUGAUGGACUGGAUGAGAGUCGACUGACUUUAGAUUUUGAUAGCGGAAUGGUGACAAGUGUUGAGGAGCGAUCAUCUGUAGAUAAGCUGUUUACAAGUCUGGUGAAUGGGACUCUGCUUCCAUCAGCCCUCGUCUGGGUGACCUCACGACCAGCAGCAGCCAAUCAGAUCCCUCCUGAGUAUGUAGGAUUGUUCACAGAGGUGCGAGGAUUCACUGACCAGCAGAAGGAGGAGUACUUCAAAAAGAGAAUUAAAGAUGAGGCUCAGGCCUCUCACUCAUUAGGAAAUCUCGUAGUCUCUUCAUUAUGUGCUACAUUCCUGUCUUCUGUUGGAUCACAGCCACUGUUCUUCAGAAAGUCCUUAUGGAGAACAAUGCAGAGAGCACCACAACACUCACUGAAAUGUACAUUCACUUUCUGCUGAUACAUAUGAAGAUGAAGAGUGAGAAGCAUGACAGAAAAACAGAAAGAGUCCGUACUAAGCUCUUAGAUUCCAAUAAAACCAUGAUUUUGAAGUUAGCCAAGCUAGCGUUUGAAGAACUAAAGAAGGAAAACAUUGUGUUCUAUGAGGAAGAUCUGAAAGCAUGUGGUAUUGAUGUGAGUGAAGACUUUGAGUCCCUAGGAAUGCUGACUGAGAUCUUUCAGCAAGAAGCUGUACUUCACGUCUGAAAAACAGUCUGAAAAAUACAGAACCCCUGAAAAUAUUCCAUUGCAUAAUUUACUUAACAAGGCUGUUGAGAAAGCAAUGCAGAGUAAG